Branchiostoma belcheri (Belcher's lancelet) is the source of this 1321-nucleotide messenger RNA. RefSeq names its product slit homolog 1 protein-like. Bases 96 to 1109 code for a protein of 337 amino acids. The transcript has 2 exons. Gene Ontology annotation, cellular component: plasma membrane. Lineage: Eukaryota; Metazoa; Chordata; Leptocardii; Amphioxiformes; Branchiostomatidae. Gene Ontology annotation, biological process: signal transduction. The record is from RefSeq and is a predicted model, not a curated record. Gene Ontology annotation, molecular function: protein binding.
GUUAUCGGUUAUCCACCUGUGCACCACUUUGCGAACAAACACCAACCUGUUGAGGAAUCCUGUCAGCUCACUUGAACCACGGUACCAAAGGUAAAAUGUCCAGGUGGUCUAAGUACUGGCUUCUCGUGUUCGUGGCUUCGUCUGUGUCGUUGUGUGUUUCUAGCUGUCCUGUGGGCUGCACUUGUACUGAAUAUUUGAAUGUCGACUGCAGCGGGAAUGGCUCAACAUCCGUUCCCAAUAAACUGCCACUGAACACAACCUACCUCACACUAACGGGAUACAGACUACCUGUUCUGGAUCUGAGAGUGUUAGGUGGCCUCAAGAAGCUGAGAGGACUUAAACUUCCGUCUAACGAAAUCACCCUGAUAGAAGGAACACUAGAGGUGUUCCCGAGUCUAUACGAACUCAAUCUGAGCAAGAACAAGUUGACAAGCGUCACUCCGCGAACGUUCGGUGACGCCGCGAAACGUCUCGGGUACGUUGACCUAAGUCAGAACCCUUUCGACUGCGACUGUGGCGGGCUUCCGUUGAACAGUCUGUGCGACUGUUCUGUUCACCUGUUUAACUGCACCUGUAACAUCCUGUGGCUGAAAGAACAGGUGAAACAGAAGCCGAGUGCCUGGGUAGGAGUCCGCUGUCAAGAUAAGGAUAUACAAACUGUAGAUAUCCAAGACUAUUGGUGCAGAUACAAAUGGCGUUACCUGUUGCCAAUUAUUUUAGCCUGUGUAGUGAUUGCAAUACCAUCCAUCGUAUGCGUAUACAAGUUACGUUACAAGUUAUGUUACAAGUGUAAGAAAAGGAACAGGUACGCCCUUCUGGGCACAGACAUGGUUACCGAGAGACAGUUGAACGAAUUGGCUGUAAAGCUUGGAAUGGAAUGGGAGAGUUUGGCAACUCACCUAGGUUUCACAAGGGCUGAAUUAGAGGCGUUUAUCAGAGAUAACGACAGGAACAUGAGGGGACAAAUACGUGCCAUGCUCAUUGCUUGGAAGUACAAAAAUGGCGAACAAGCUACUGUUGCUACUUUAGUCGAACAGCUGAAGAGUUUUGAUCCUCCCCUUGAUCCAGAUAUAUAUGUAUUCCCGGAAGUGUCCUCGCCAAGCCCCUAAAUAAGUGUAUCCACGUGUAAAGUAUGCUUUUCCUUUUUUUGUAUACACAAAAUGUACAGUUGUAAUGUCCUGUAGUAAAAGAGCAGUUACUUAAUACAUAUUUGGUGUGUGUUGCAGUGUAGAAGUUCCAAGCUUAUUUCAGAGACUUUCCUCGUUGUUGUGCUUUGUACAUGCAGUGGUAUUUGUAAUGAAAUACAAUGGUUUAAAGACUA